AUGAGCAACCACAACCACACUAGGAACGGCAAUCGAAGAAGCCAUACAAAGUCUCGCACGGGCUGUUUGACAUGCAAGCGCCGUCACAUCCGUUGCGAUGAAAGUUAUCCCCAAUGUCAAAACUGCACCAAGCACAAGGUCAAAUGUGCAUUCCACGACGUGCCAUCGCAAGAAGAAACACUACUCCAAACAUCACCGACCGGUAGCAAAGUGCAAUCUUCCUCAACGACCAAAUCUCGUCGACCCUGGUCGGCAAAGGCUAGGGCAGAGGUGAGGCAGUGGAGAAGAACAGGAUCCAUGCCAAUACCGGAUGCGCGCAUCAGAAUAACCCUGCAACCGACCAUCUACUCCGAAGAUGAUCUGUGCUUUGUCUACCAGGCUGCAAGUAACCAACACAGACUUACGGCAAUGGGACUUAGCAAGCUUACAAUUAUAUCCUCCUACUUGCCGAGCUUCUUUCGCAUUAUUACGACAUCUCGAUUAGCCAUGAAUGGAGUCCUCGCUCUCUCCGCAUACCAAGUCGCAUCGGUUACACAUUGCCAACACGCCCGGCGAAAAGAAUACCAAUACCAGAUGCUUGCGAUACAAGAUCUGAGGGAAUGUCUGGCGAAUUUUAGCCCUGAGCAUGCGGAUGGGGCGCUUGUUGCUUCGAUGGCGCUGUUAUGGCUCUGCGAGGAUAUGUCGAGCCGCAGUCAAAUAUCGGAAGGAAUAACGGCUAUACUGGAAACCUGUCACCGACUGGGACACAGCUCGAGCUUCUACCUGAUGCUUGCUAAAGCUUGGCGUCCAGCUUCCGACCGUUGUGCAACUCCCAACUCCGAAUACGAUACGUCUGUGGUCUUACAGGACCUCAUUGCCGAGAUGCACAAGUUUAAGAAUUAUCUGAAGGAGCAGGAGCCCGAGGACGACAGCUGGAAAAAGUUGCGACCGCUUAUUUCCCUAGCUCAAGAUCUGGACAAGCUUGGUCCGUUGACGCCCCCUGAUAAGCAGUUUGAGCGUGUCAGGCUGCUGCGUGACUACAAGCUGUGGCUUCCUCUCAACGAUCUAUUGUCCGGGAAGAACCUUUCAAGCACGUUGAUGAUCAACGGUUACUUGUACGCGCUGGCACUGUACGCCCAGCGGCAUACAUCGCAAGCUUAUAUGAUUGACUCGAUGGUGGAUUUGGAAGAGUUACUGCUGGACACAUUACGGCAUGUGAACCCCAGCGACUCCUCGGACUCGAAAUCCCUCCGCGUUGAGAAAGUCGUUCUGGACGACGUUCCCACGCUCACUGAAGUAUGGUUUGCUGCCUUCACUGAUCCGGGCAUACGACGCAUAUGGCCUGAUACACCGGCCGUCCGCAAUUGGUGGACCGAGGCUAACAGGUACGACCUCCUGCACAAGCCGUUUCAACACUAUAUAAAAGUGAUCGACCCGCAAACCCAAGACGCUCGGGGACGACCUCGAAUAGCCGCUUUUGCCAAGUGGGAUACGGAGAUGCCAGAGGGGCGGGGGUGUCGAUACCCGCCGUGGACGGACGACCAGCCUAGCCAAAUCUGUGACGAAUUUAUCGCCAAGGAGGAAAAUGAGAGGCUGCGAGUCAUGGGCGACCAGAAACAUUACUGUGAGUGGCUAUGCAACAACCAACCAAAAGCUCUGAUCGAGACUGACUUGCGGUCAGACCUCGACACUCUGGUAACGCACCCGGACUAUCAACGUCGCGGUGCCGGGUCAAUGCUUAUGAAAUGGGGCUGCGAUCUGGCCGAUGAGGAUGGGGUUGCAGCGUAUGUGGAUGCUAGUAAGUCGGGGGCGGCCUUGUAUGAGCGUUUCGGAUUUGUGGAUGAGAGUCUACCUGGUUCUGGAGAUGUAGCCUCUAUGGCGAGACGAUGA
Molecule: messenger RNA, 1869 nt
Organism: Fusarium coffeatum
Lineage: Eukaryota; Fungi; Ascomycota; Sordariomycetes; Hypocreales; Nectriaceae
Exons: 8
Coding region: 1-1869 (622 amino acids)
Biological process (GO): regulation of transcription by RNA polymerase II
Molecular function (GO): DNA-binding transcription factor activity, RNA polymerase II-specific; acyltransferase activity, transferring groups other than amino-acyl groups; zinc ion binding
Source: RefSeq, a predicted model, not a curated record